Messenger RNA from Amyelois transitella, 1002 nucleotides. RefSeq lists its product as uncharacterized. The transcript has 6 exons. Lineage: Eukaryota; Metazoa; Arthropoda; Insecta; Lepidoptera; Pyralidae. The coding region runs from base 1 to 1002 and encodes 333 amino acids. The record is from RefSeq and is a predicted model, not a curated record.
AUGGGCCUCUAUCAUACGCCGCACAACACUGAUGUUUUCGUCAGUCGUCGCCGUAGAAGGCCGUCCCUCACGCAGAUCAUCGGUGAGAUUAGACCGACCACGCUUAAAUUCAUUGAACCAGUUGUAAACAGUGGCACGAGAUGGGGCUUCAUUAUGAAAGGCCAAUCGAAGUCUAUUGGCACGAACCAGUUACUCCAAGCGACAGAUAAAAAUUACUACCUCGUGUCUGAAGCGUACAGCCUUGCCCAAAAGCUAUUCGGCCAGGGACGAGUAAGCUAUGGAAGAACUAAGAACCGCUCGUUGAUGACUAUAGACACAUUCGUAGACCUAGUCACCAUAAUGAACGACCAAAUGGCUAGAGACUUGAGGAGUGCUGUCAUUAAGUAUUAUAAGAUCAAGUAUUUUUAUGAUUUCACGAAUUACGUUAUAGCUUUGGAAGAGAUGGUGGAAAUAACGGAACACUGCCUCAAAGAUCCAGUGGAACGCCUGAGGGAGAUCAGGGACAGCUUCCACGACGUGAUCAAGAAUUUCCAGGACAGCCGCCACUUCAACUCCGUCAACAAGUGUCAGAAGGAGCUACCGGAUGAAGUGGCGGCUGCGCAUUGUAUACUUCACCAGGCUGUUUUGUUCAACGAAACCAUGCAAGACAGCCUCGUUCCAAUCGUCACGAUCAAGACCAGGCAGCAUGCCCAAGACAUAAACACCACUCUUUUCGGAGUACAGAAUUGCCUGAGCGAUUUCGUUCCCAAGAUAUUUGACCAGCUUUUAUUAGACUCUUAUACUAGUAAAUGCGAAUUCUUGAGGGUCAUCAAUGCGUCUGUCUUCGAUCUGAUUAAGGAUAAAUGGAACAAUGAUACCAAUUUCCCAAAAAAAUGGGGACCGCUGGUGAAUAUUUUGAAGGAGAAGACGUAUAAUGCGAAGAAAAAACUUCAAGAUCCACUGUUCUUAACUUUAUUUGCGGCAAAUCUCUCCUCCGAAGAAAUUCUCAAAACUUUAUACUAA